Molecule: messenger RNA, 2921 nt
Organism: Labeo rohita (rohu)
Lineage: Eukaryota; Metazoa; Chordata; Actinopteri; Cypriniformes; Cyprinidae
Product: nuclear factor 7, ovary-like
Exons: 6
Coding region: 99-1460 (453 amino acids)
Molecular function (GO): zinc ion binding; protein binding
Source: RefSeq, a predicted model, not a curated record
CUUUCUGUCACACUGACUCUCUUCUCUACUGACAAGACCAAUAAAGAAUCAGUAAAGAAAGUGAACUUUAUGUAAAGUAAAGUUUAGUAAGAGUGAAAAUGGCGUCACUAUCUGAAGAUGAUUUUUCUUGUCCUGUAUGUCAGAGAAUCUUCAAGAAUCCUGUUGUUUUAUCAUGUAGUCACAGUGUCUGUAAAGAGUGUCUUCAACAGUUCUGGAGAACCAAGAAAACUCAGGAGUGUCCUGUCUGCAGGAGAAGAUCCUCAAAAUCUGAUCCUCCAGUUAAUCUUGUGUUAAAAAACUUGUGUGAGUCGUUCCUGAAGGAGAGAAAUGAGGGGCGUUCAUCAGGAUCUGAGGAGAUCUGCAGUUUACACAGUGAGAAACUCAAACUCUUCUGUCUGGAGGACAAACAGCCGGUGUGUGUAGUGUGUAUGAAUUCACAAAAACACGACAAUCACGCAGUCAGACCCAUUGAAGAAGUUAUUCCUUCUUAUAAGGAGGAGCUCAAUACAACACUGAAAUCAUUACAGGACAAACUAAAACACAAUGAAGAAAUGAAAGGAGAGUUUGAGAAAACAGCUGAACACAUCAAGUCUCAAGCUGAGCACACAGAGCGUCAGAUUAAACAGGAGUUUGAGAAGCUUCAUCAGUUUCUCAGAGAUGAAGAAGAAGCUACAAUCACUGCACUGAGGGAGGAAGAGGAGCAGAAGAAGCAGAGGAUGAAGGAGAAGCUGGAGGAGAUCAACAGACACAUCUCAGCUCUUUCACACACAAUCAAAGACACGGAGAUGAUGAACACCAGUGACGUCUGCUUUCUGAAGGAGUUUCCAGUCUCAAUGGAAAGAGUCCAGAUCUCACAGCCGGAUCCACAGACGCCUUCUGGAGCUUUGAUUCGAGUGCCGCGUUACUUGGGCAACCUGCCGUUCAGAGUCUGGAAGAAGAUGCAGGACGUCGUCCAGAACACUCCUGUCAUUCUGGAUCCAAACACGGCUCAUCCACGUCUCGUUCUGUCUGAUGAUCUGACCGGUGUGAGAAACAGCUUGAACAAUCCACCUGUUCCUGAUAAUCCAGAGAGAUUUGACUAUUAUUCCUGUGUUCUGGGUUCAGAGGGUUUUAACUCAGGAACACACUGCUGGGAUGUGGAGGUUAAAGGCUGUUCAUUCUGGAGUCUUGGAGUAACUACAGCAUCAAACCAGAGGAAGAGAUUGGAUUUCUUCAACAAUGUCUGGAGUGUGUGGUAUGAUCCAUAUAGACUCUCUUUAGGUUCUGGUUUUCGUGUUUAUCAGGAUCUUGAUCGUGUGCGAGUGAAUCUGGACUAUGACGGAGGAAUGGUGUCAUUCUCUGAUCCUGUAACUAACACACAUCUACACACAUUCACAACCACCUUCACCCAAACACUCUUUCCAUUUUUUUGUAAUUAUAGUUUUACCUCUCUGAAGAUCUUACCUGUCAAUAGUCAGUAAUCUGUAGGUCUGGAUCUUCCUGAUUUCAUCUUUCAUCAUGUUUCAAUAUUUAAUCCAGAUCACACGAGUAAGAGACUGUUGAUCUGAACAUCAGAUCACAAAACAAGGACAUUUAUUCAUCUUUAAAAAUGAGAAAUUAUUAAAACACGUGAUGAAGGGUUCGAAUAAAUCAUCUUAAUCAUAUCUGACCAAUGACAAACAGUUCAGUUCAGCUUUAUUGUCUUUGUAUUUAGAUACAGUGAAAUUGCAGUGCAACUUCAUUCAGUGCAAUUUUAAAAACACAAAUAAUGUAGAGUACACCAGGUACAGUUGGUACACUUGCUUUUUCUGUUACUACACCAAAACUAGGGACUGAAAAGAAGUGAUUAUUCAUAUGACAUUUCCUUUACUUGUCUACUAAAAUAUUAAUAAUUAUUAACAUCCAUAAGUAGGUCAUAUUUGCCAUAACACAACUGUACCCAUGUCGGGAACAGUACCCGAGUACAGCUGAGGAAGGGACGUGGUGUAAUGAAAAACAUACAUUGAAAGAAAAAAAAAACUUUCGCUGAAAUCUUCGGACUGGAGAAGCACAUGUACUUCGAAUUAGUACACUAAUACACAUGUGUGAAAAAAAUAUCACAGAUCCCCAAUCCACCUUAUUUUUCAGUGCGGAAGUAAGCUGUUUCCUGGUAAUGUGUCAGCCGUCCGGUUCAUAAUCCACCAUAGGAAAAUAACCAGAAGAAUAUCGAAGUGCGGUAAACAGUAAAACAGUUUGCACUACAAACCAGUGUGUUCAUAAUUAAGAUAAAACAUUAAAAUAAUAUGGUAAAACACAUGAGUUUGCAAUAUCAAGCAGCAAAACCAGCUUUUUGUGCAGCUAAAAAUAGCUGGAAGCGGAUGAGACCGGAAGCCAGACACAAAAAUUUUAGAAAUGACUGCAGCCGCUCUUAUGGGAAAAAUAAGGUGGAUAGGAUCAGACUUGUUGCGCACACUUAAAGUUAUUUAAGGUGUUUCAAAUGUACCCGGUCUACCCUACCAUUAAAACACAAAUAGGACAUUUCAUAAUAAAUUAUUUAAAGUAAAAAAGGGGAUAAAAGUAUUGCACAGUUACUUUUUGUUUUAUAUUAUUGUUUCCAGAAAAAAAUUCAAAAACAAUUGUUGUUUCUUGUCCUGUAUGUCAUGAAAUCUUCAAGAAUUCUGUUGUUUUAUCGUGUAGUCACAGUGUCUGUAAAGAGUGUCUUCAAAACUUCAGACUCAGGAGUGUCCCGUCUGCAGAAGAUCCUCAAAAUCUGAACAUCCAGUUAAUCUUGAGUUAAAAAUCUUGUGUUUUAUGUUGCCUACCCCGGAGUAAUGUAAUGUAAUGAGUAAGUCUGUGGCUGUAAAAAUAUUGACAAACAUGUGUUAUAACCAAGCUCUUUACAAACAUCAGUCAAUAAAUAAAAAGUUCCUUAAUAGUUUCUUCAGAAUCUCAUGUAAUUUAAA